This is a messenger RNA of Protopolystoma xenopodis, 231 nucleotides long. Lineage: Eukaryota; Metazoa; Platyhelminthes; Monogenea; Polystomatidea; Polystomatidae. The record is from the annotation of a GenBank genome assembly.
AUGGAUUCUUGCUCUGAUGAUAUCUCUCAGGGCGGUACAGACGAAAGCUUAGCACAGGUUGAUCGAGAUCGCAGGACUGUGGGCCAAGGCAUUGUUCACUCCACGGAAAUCUUCCUUCGGUUUCUGGUGAAACCAUUUCACGAAUCCCUGCCACCCAACUGUUGUGCGCCAUUUCGUAAAGAAUGGAUUCUUGCUCUGAUGAUGCCUGUCACAGUACAGACAAAAGCUUAG